Prunus armeniaca (apricot) is the source of this 939-nucleotide messenger RNA. NCBI's taxonomy places the organism in Eukaryota, Viridiplantae, Streptophyta, Magnoliopsida, Rosales, Rosaceae. The record is from the annotation of a GenBank genome assembly.
AUGGCUCACCUUGAUACUUCGGUCAGGCCAUCCAGCUCAAGAAUUUUAGACAAGGCUCUUUGGAAGCUGAUUUGGGGCUCUCAGAUGGUCCCAAAGUUAAUGAAUUUUUGGUGGAGAUUGGUCAAGGGCUGCCUGCCAACAAGGGAUGCUUUGUUCAGGAGACACCUUGGCACCUCCCCGUUAUGCCUUAUCUAUGGGGAGUUUUCGAAGUCUGUUGAGCAUCUUUUUCUCCUCUGUAAUUGGGUCCAGCCUGUAUGGUUUGGGGGUCCUUUGAACUACAGGAUAAACAGUUGUUGGAGUAUCUGGAAAAGCCGUUGCUCUGCUGUUUUUGAUGAUAUUAGUGUGUGCCCUCGCAGUACUUUGCUGGUGGCAAAAAAGUUGAUAAAUGAUUUCAAUCUUGUGUGGUGUCCUCCUGGGGAUGCGAUUUUGGAGGAGGAUAUUAAUGAUGGCCAUAGGGUGGUUAGAUGGUCCCCCCCUCCCACUUCUGUUUACAAAAUAAAUAUUGAUGCUUCUUGGGUUAGUUGUACUCUGCAAGCUGGUCUGGGAGUUGUCGUGAGAAAUUCGGCUGGCAUCUUUAUGGGUGGUUGCUGCGUUACUAGACUUGCUUCUUCGGCAAUUGAGGCUGAAGCCCAUGCUACUUUAAAGGGGAUCAAGCUGGCUGUUGAAAGGGGGUUUCCAAAUGUGGUCUUUGAAUCUGACUCAAAUGAGCUCGUUCAAUCAGUUAAAGGAAAUAUUUUGAAAGGGAGGUCCCUCGAGGGGCAAACCGAGCAGCAGAUGUUGCAGCUCAGCGAGCUAGAAGGAGGAUGUGCGAUGAAGUUUGGGCUUCCAGCCCCCCAUCCUCUUUGGUUUAUGUGUUGCAAGCUGACGUACUUCCUUGCCCCCCGCAGUGCUAGGGAGUGUGCUAGAGGCGGACGGGCUCCCCUUUUGGAGGCGUCAUAG